Molecule: messenger RNA, 3883 nt
Organism: Hermetia illucens (black soldier fly)
Lineage: Eukaryota; Metazoa; Arthropoda; Insecta; Diptera; Stratiomyidae
Exons: 6
Coding region: 852-1538 (228 amino acids)
Source: RefSeq, a predicted model, not a curated record
ACAAGAAAGAAUACUGAAAAUCACUAUAAGUGAUCAAGUAAACGAAUAAUUUUUUCACGGACUUGACAUCAAAAUCAUAACCAAAGCGACGAGGCGUGUGUAUCAAUCGUGCGAAAAUUUAAAUAAUCCAACACCAAUUUCCCCAGCAGUUUUACGUAUAUAUAUGUAAACAUGAGAUAUUUGCUUUAAUUAUGUCUGCAACAAACGCGAGUGUAUAGCUCACUGCAACGUCUCAUUUUAGAAUCGCACAGAUUCUAUUUUAGUAGGUGCUAAUCAAGCAGAAUAUCACAAUUCUUAUUCUACGACCAUGUGAUACCUUUACCUGCAUCGAUUAGACCUUUGAAAUGGUGAUAAUUUUUUCCGGUAGUCCCUCCCUGAAAUCGAAUCACUUUACCUAAUUAUAGCCAGCCUAUCACGACCGAAAAAGUAUUCUCAUCUAACAUUUUUCAAGGAAUAAUAAUAAUCUUUCGAUCACACCUAGUUUUAUUUGAAAAGCAAAGAAGUUAUCAAAUAGCUGCUCGCAUUUUUCACUAGGAUCCAUCUAUUAAAGUGACAUUCAAAUAAUAAUUACCUUGUUCAACCCAAAUUUAACCAGAGUUGCUCAAGCACUUUCAUUUCAAUCUCUCCAUCAUGAAUGUUACCAAUACCGCCUGAAUUAACAAGUAAUUAAUCAUAAUUAUUUCUCAAAUCCAACAUACAAUUUACUCUGUAAUCACUUAGCAGAGCGAAUAAACGUGUGUACAAUAAAAUACCAGAAAAACGACUGAACUGCUUAAUUUGAUGAUAGUAAGCGUGUUCCAGUCAUAAUUACUAAACAAAAAUUUUAAAUUAAUUUAAUUGUCCCUGCCACCAUGAGAUUGCGUGCUAUAUUGGGGAUGUUGGUCAAGAAGUUGCAGCAUAACGCCAACACAAAUUCGACAAUCAUAAACAUAACAGGGCUGGGAGAUGGGGGUGACAUAGAUAACAACGACGAUAUCCAAGGACUUUUGAACGACACAGAUUCUGAACUCUCCUCUUUAUCGCAUCUCGAUGCUCCCAACGAUGUUAUUUACAUGGCCUGUGGAGUGGUCAUUGCCAUGCUAUUGGUUGGACUCAUCAUCGUCUUGGUAGCAGUCACAAUCAACAAAUUGAGGAAACGUGAAGAAACAUCUGUGAGUCCGGUUACUGUGGAAGCACAAACAACAACAACAACCAGCAGUUUGUCUUCAUCGCCUGUGCAGCUCGUUUCGGCCUGUGUUGAAACGCAGCAGAAUCAACAGCAAAUCUACCAACAACAGCAACAACAACAACAAACAGACAAUCAAACACAGCUUCCGUCCAGUGUUUGGAGGUUCCCGCCAUUGCCACCGCAGCCCAACCUUUAUUGCGCUAACGGUCAAGACGCAUUCAUUCAAGGAAAUGACAAGGCGGGCUUCAAAGGAUUUCGGAAGCAGUUUAGUGGACGUUUUAAGCGAUUAGUGGCGAAAAAGUCUAAUGAACCAGCCCCAGCAAUACCACCCGAGCUUAAACCGCAACUUAAAACCAUAUACGUAUACUAGGCAUUUAGGUUGCAUGAGGCUGUGACAAAAAAUCUGCAACAUGUUUAUUAUAAACGGAAAACUAAUAAGACUACAACCAUGCAUUCAGGCAUGGCAGCAUCGUCAAACCAGAAGAAGACCGUUCCGGGCUGCAUCCUGUUGUCCACAGACAUCGCAGCCUAAUUCCAAGUAGAGAAGAAUUUCACGCACUGCCCGAGCCAAAUCAGCAGUGAAAUCCAGAAAAUCUUAGACCUUAGAAUAUUUGGACAGCGAUUCCAGUUUUCACCGUAAAACAAUUCUCAACAGUAUUCUAGAUUAUUAGAAAAUUAUAUCGAAUCUUUGGCACCUUCAAGGAAACGUAUCUUGUUCACGCGAUCAAAACUGCGAGAAAAAACAUUUGAACAAUCUUAUGAUAACUUGGUUGCAAACUUAGACUUUAAAGCAAAGUAAUCACUGAACAUCCGAAUAGAGAGACACAUCAAAUUAUGCCUAAAUCAACUAAUUUAACACAAAAUGUUCACUUGAAAAGACUGAAACGUACCAGAUUGUUGUUGUAUGAAGGCGAUUUUCAAAAAACGACUAAAUUUUAAGAAGAUUGAACAGAAAAAAGACCAAACACGCAUAUCAAUCAAUUCUAGAUAAAUGAAAAACUUGCUGUUUUCAGAUUAUCUCCAAACGUUGUUGUUUUAAACACCAGAUGCAUUCAAACACAUAUCACACAACGGACACAAUCGUUUAGGGAAGUGUUUCUACGUAAACACCACGUAAAAUGUAAGAUUAUACUCUUCUGUUCAAAGAAAAAAUACGUUUUCUUUUGAAAAGUAAAAAAUCAAUUCCAUUAGUUACUCUAAAUAAAUGAAUGUUUGUUUGUAAGCUUUUUUUAAGUACAGAGUGUAAAAAUAACAAAACCCAGAAAGUAUGGAAAAAACAAAAGAAAAUAUAAAAUGUAAAAUAGAUUUAUUUUCCAGAGCAUAGAAGAGAAGAUGUGAAAAUCUUGUUCCAACAUGAGCACUGUAAAAUGAUAUCGAAAUCUGAUUUUAUAUUUAUUUAGAAAUACUCUACAGUCUGUAGUAAGAGUCAAAUAAAUGUAAUUUUUAAAGAAAAGUCCAUUAUGUAUUGAUUGCAGUUUUCUUCCCCGAUCGGUGGCCACUGCUUGCUUCGGUCUCCCAGCCAGGCCUUUUCAAUUCCUUCCGGUCAAUUUGAAGUUACUUCUGCAUAAAUUGGUAGCUAGCACCCACUUUCAGAAAGCUAGAGCAAAUAUUUCAUCCAAUGCAAUAUCAUCCAUUCAUUGCUUUUAGUAACAGUGAACCAAUCAUUUCAAUCAAAUCUAGCAGAUACUAGAUACUAGACCAGUUAACACGCUCAACAGAUACAGAGAAAACUGCAAAGAAAACAGAAGAUAUCCUAAUACAUAGCGAGAAGAUAAACAGAAAAUCUAAAAUAAAAACAAAGUCCACUCACAUUGAGUGGAUUAAUGUGAUUAUUUUUUGUCAUUUUUAACUAUAUAAAAAGUAUUUGUGUUUUAAUUGAAAUAUCUUUUAAUGUUUAGAGAGCGAGUUUGUAUUAUUUUUGUGUCAGCUAUUUUCUCCCGUCCCUGUAAUCGCCGAAUUGCCAACAAAGCAUGUGAAAGUCAAGAUAUUAAUUUAUUGUAACAUAUCCAGUCACUGCACACUCAAAGUCCUAAGACCAAAAUGGAGAAAAAUUAUUUGUUUUAUUCAAAUUCAAUGUAUCUAACCAAUAGUUUGUUUCCUACUACCUACCUGUAAUUGAAUCCACGAAAAUAGCGAGGAUAAUCAUAAUAUGCUUUGUAACAACACAUGAAAAGAGAAAAUAGAGAGAAAUACAUAUCUUUAAUUGAAAAUAUUGUUUUUGCGUUGACAUUAUGCUUCGUUUUAUUCUAUUUAUUUCGAGUUUAAGAGUGCAUCUCCACGAGCACAUCUGACUCCACGUCCAUGAUGCCUUAGUUUUAUUCUUCCUCAAGUCCUGUUAUAUUUAUUUAAACUAUCAGUAUUGUUUGAACAAAUCGACUUUUGAACGUUUGAACAAAUUAACUUAACAUUUUGUUAGCAACUUAGUUUCCUUAGCUCCCUUCGAUGCACCUAACGACUUGGUUAAGCUUGUGCAGAAAGGAAAAUAUUUACGCAAUUCUCUCAUACUUGCCUGUGAGAGCGUUCUGCUAACAGAACUGCGAACGAUUUCUGUAAAAUGUGGCAUAAUAAGAUAGAAAAACAUAAUUUAAGUUUAUGCUUGUAUUCAAAAAAGACAUAUCGAUUAACAAAAGCUGUUUGAACAGAAAGUCAUUACUAUGGAAAUACUUAGGAGGAAGGGAAGUAGUGAAGCGAAAUAAAGUGUAUUUUUUCAGUUUA